This is a messenger RNA of Symsagittifera roscoffensis, 2039 nucleotides long. RefSeq names its product plasmanylethanolamine desaturase 1-like. Lineage: Eukaryota; Metazoa; Xenacoelomorpha; Acoela; Convolutidae. The coding region runs from base 27 to 1004 and encodes 325 amino acids. The record is from RefSeq and is a predicted model, not a curated record. The transcript is spliced from 4 exons.
UUUCAGGGUUUUUGUUAGCCACCAGAAUGCACUCCUUUAGCACUACCACCACCGACACAACCAAGACUCAAAAUGAAACAUCUGAAAAAAUCAGCGCUGAACAAAAUGACCAAACGCACAUUGAUAGUGGCUCAAAUCUCAUUAAAAAACCCGGAGGCUACAUGGAAGCAGAGGGUGAUAUAAACGGAAACACGUUGCCGGCCGAUGGUGUUCCUCGUUGGGGUCCUCAGCAUGCAGGGGCUCAACAGUUAGCUGGCAUGUAUUCAGACACUAAAAGACUUCAAGAAACUAUCGCAACAUACACUGCCGCAAUUAUUGGCGCUAUUACAGCUGCGCUUAUUUUAUCCAAUGUGCGAUAUCAGUUUUUGCCUUAUAUGCUCAUUGGUUUCGUUUUGGCCGGUCUUGUUGCUGAUUUUUUCUCGGGUCUUGUUCAUUGGGCAGCUGACAGCUGGGGUUCUGUUGAUCUACCAAUCAUUGGAAAGGGUCUGCUUCGUCCGUUCCGCGAGCAUCACAUUGAUCCGACUUCAAUAACCAGACACGACUUCAUCGAGACUAGUGGGGAUCUUUGCGCUGUUGCAGUGCCCCUCUUUACAAUCAUCUCCUACUGCCAGAUCCAGUAUACAGAUCUGUCUAUCUUUGGACUGGCUCCACCGAGUGUAGAAGAACAGACUCAUCGCGAAUACGGGACCUCAUUUUUCCUAUUUGUCCUAGCUAUUCUCGUCGUAUGCACGAACGAGAUCCACAAAUGGUCCCACACGUACUUCGGACUGCCGAAGUGGAUAGAGUUUCUUCAGUGGGCCCAUCUUGUUGUGCCGAAGAAGCAACACCGACUGCACCACAUCUCCCCCCACGACACCCACUUUUGUAUCACAACGGGGUGGUUAAACUACCCCCUUCAUUGGAUCGGGUUCUGGCCAAAAUUGGAGUACGUCAUCACAGCGAUCACUGGAGUGGAACCGAGGACAGAUGACUUGAAAUGGGCGUCCAAGGUCACCAUUCGAUAGAAGGAUCAGACCUCUAAUUUAUGACGCCAAAAUUUAAAAAAAUUGUCAAGAUUUUGAACGCCAAAUGAAUUAAUAGUAUUUGAAGUUCUCAAACUCUCAGUAUACAUGCUGGAAAUUUCGCCUAAUUUUGGGGAAACUGAUUUUCAUCAAUAUUUGAUUUCGGCGUUCAAUAUCUUUGCAACAUUUUUUUUGAUCUGUAGUUUUUGUGACAAGUAAAUGCAGUCAAAUUUCCAAGAAACUCAUUUUUCUAGACCGUUUCGUGAAAUUUUAAAUUGAAACUAUCAUAUAAGAUUUUGUCACAAAAAUUGGUCACUAAAUAACGAGGGCUAAAACCGAAACGAGACUUAUUAUACAUAUACAUUCUCCAAUUGUUUUUCAUCUGCAGAAACAAUUAAAACUAACCCCAUUUUCCAUCGCUAACCAAACAUGAUCAUUUUAUUGCUAAUUAGGUUAUAUGACUGACCUUUUUGAUUGAAUUUUUCUGCAAUUUUUACUGUGAGUACAUGUUUAAAUGGAUUUUAGUUAAGUUUGGUCGGUCAUAUUUUUCCUUCUCUUGGAAAUACUCUUUCUUUCUAUAAAGACUCAGCCAAAAUUUAAGGUCAUUUACUUUUACUGUAAUACACAGGCAUUUAGCGAAGUGGCAAAAAUUUGUACCAAAGUCUGCUAUUCUGUUCUAAAUGAUCAAGUAUGUUUAUUUACUGUCGUGGUUUGACCUAUGGUCUAGUUGCCCUGAACUAUCUAAUAAUAUCAGCAAUUUGAACUAAAAUUACAAUCUUAGAUAUUUUUAGUAAAAUUACGCCCGUGGAAAUCUUUGGGCGAUUCCAAUAGUAAACAGCAACGAGGUAAAAAGUCCACGCCUUUGACAAGAAGUUUCAUAAUCCGUUUAAUGACUUAUGAUUCGAGCAUUAUACAUGAUGAUGCCCUUAUCAGAUCUAUAAGAUACAUGCACAAGUAUUAAUGCAGUUUGGAUGCUCGUUAUAUGAGGUGCUUUUGAAGUCAUUAGUAUUCUCCAGUUCAGUCAGAAAGUUAAUGAAA